Boleophthalmus pectinirostris (great blue-spotted mudskipper) is the source of this 2057-nucleotide messenger RNA. It is a transcript of the gene klf7b, whose product is annotated as Kruppel-like factor 7b. Gene Ontology annotation, biological process: regulation of transcription by RNA polymerase II. The record is from RefSeq and is a predicted model, not a curated record. The coding region runs from base 249 to 1130 and encodes 293 amino acids. The transcript has 4 exons. Gene Ontology annotation, molecular function: DNA-binding transcription factor activity, RNA polymerase II-specific; RNA polymerase II cis-regulatory region sequence-specific DNA binding. NCBI's taxonomy places the organism in Eukaryota, Metazoa, Chordata, Actinopteri, Gobiiformes, Gobiidae.
GAGGCGAAAACGCGAGCGGCAGACCUCUCUCCAGCCUCGGUAAAAUACGGAAAUAGUAGAACGAAGGACAGGAGGCGUGGUGGAGCGUAGCGGCAAAACAACAACGAAACCAACUCACUCUUGCGCGCACGCUUGGCACCGUUUUUUGCAAUUUUUCCAAACUAAAAGGAACAAUUUUUGGAGCUUUGAGAAGAGGAGUUUUAUUUACAUUUUUGGGGAUUGCGCCUGGGUUAACUUUACGCGUCAAAAUGGAUGUACUAGCGAAUUACAGUAUUUUCCAAGAACUACAACUGGUGCAUGAUACUGGGUACUUCUCCGCGAUGCCAUCCCUGGAGGAGAACUGGCAGCAGACUUGCUUGGAGCUGGAGCGCUACCUUCAGACCGAACCAAAGCGCCUUUCUGAACUUUUCGAGGAAGAUCUGGACUGCCUCCUCACCCCGGCCUUCAUGCACGGAGCUGACAGCGACGAAGAACUUCUAGAUCCUCUUUUACCAUCCCUCCAAGACCCUCCCAGCCCUCCUCCCGUGCUCAAAACCCUUCCCAAAAUCCACACCAAAAUCCUCCAGAUCUCCAAACCGGACACCGAGACCGCGAAGGAACUCGUCGGCGUCAACGCGGCACAGCUCAGCGCCGCCGUAACUUCGCUAACUCCGCCCUCGUCGCCCGAACUGGGGAGGCAUCUAAUCAAACCGACGCAGACGCUGACGGCCACGGCGGACGGCACGCUAACGUUGAAGCUGGUGGCGAAAAAGGUGGGGUUGGUAGCGGCCAGAGCGUUGCCGUCGCAGUUGAAUCAGAAUGGAGGAGGAGGAGGAAGUUUGAGUGAUAGUGAACAAGGAGGAGGCCUCGAUAUUCCUGAAAAUAAAAAGAGGGUCCACAGAUGUCAGUUCAACGGCUGCAGGAAAGUCUACACCAAAAGUUCACAUCUCAAGGCGCAUCAGAGGACACACACAGGAGAGAAGCCGUACAAGUGCUCGUGGGAGGGCUGUGAGUGGCGUUUCGCCCGCAGUGAUGAGCUCACGCGACACUACCGCAAACACACAGGAGCCCGCCCCUUUAAAUGCAACCACUGCGACAGGUGUUUCUCUCGGUCGGACCACCUGGCUCUGCACAUGAAGCGCCACAUCUGAGUCCUACCGCCAGAGGACAGCAGCAGAGAGGAGCAGAGCGGAGGGAAUCGAGCUAGCAACCUCCCGCUCCUCCUGCUCCCAGGCACCACCGAGGAGCAGAGCAGAGGGAAUCCAACCACCAACCCCUCAGCUACUACCCUCCCCCGGCUCCCUCCCUCCUGUCCCCCGCACCAGCCGGACGCCACCGCGGGCAACCCCAGUACGGUGGCCCGAAUGGGACAUCAACAACAAAAUGGAGGAGAUUGUUGCGAGAUUGUUGUUUUUCUCUACCACUUCACCACAACUUUUACAAUAGUCACAGUUUUGUCCGUUUUCAGUCAAACCCCAACUGUCUUCAAGCACUUUUGGGGUCUUGGAGUUUACCUUAUCAAUAACCAGUAACCACUUUUUUUAUUUUUCUGCAUGCAAUCUAAUAUAUCGAAGUAGUUAGUGUACUCAAAUACUCAACUUUUUGCCGUUUCUCAUCUUUGCAAUUCAAAAUCCACCUCUGCACUGCAAAAAAUAAUACGUACACGCUAAAAUGUUGACUUUACUUAAAUGUAUUGAGUUAUAUUUUACACCCAAUUAUUUUAUGUUUAUCCAAAGCAAGUAAAUGUACUUUAAAAAAAUAAUUAACCUAAAAUAGUUAGAUGCAAAACGUUGGCAUAGUUCAUUUAUUUAAAGUCAAUAUUUCGAUUUUUUGAGUGUAUAUGGUUAAAAUGACUUGAAUUUAAGAUUUUGAGCAGAUUUUAAUUAUGCUGUUGUGAGCAAAUUAAAUUAUCACCAACUCAAUUAUACUCAAAUACGCAAACAAAAAAUCUGGUCCAAAAUGACUGGACACUUUUUAAUUUUAAGUGCAAUUUUCAACACUAGCAAAAUAAUGCUAGACAAUCUUUUUAAAACUAUCAACAUAGUAACAGAUUUCAAAAUUGUGAAAUCUAGAUUUAU